Opisthorchis viverrini is the source of this 2342-nucleotide messenger RNA. RefSeq lists its product as hypothetical. Gene Ontology annotation, cellular component: nucleus. The record is from RefSeq and is a predicted model, not a curated record. Gene Ontology annotation, biological process: regulation of DNA-templated transcription. The transcript has 10 exons. Lineage: Eukaryota; Metazoa; Platyhelminthes; Trematoda; Opisthorchiida; Opisthorchiidae. The coding region runs from base 96 to 1922 and encodes 608 amino acids.
GAAGUAAUACCGUUUGUCCGCUCUGUGAAUUUCAUUUCGUUUCUCAUUGACCUUCUCGUCCACUUCAGUCUUCUAGUGAUUCGGUCAGGAAAGCAAUGACCGAAACCAGUACGGUUGGUACUCGCUUCCUCACAUCGUCUACUUGUCCAUCGUCUUAUUCCAACUAUCGCCCAACGCACGACUCGAAAUCCUUGAAAAGAAUGCAAGACGAGGAAGAAGUCAAUCGUAAGGUGAUGGAGAUCCUUCGGCGGAUGACCGCGCAACAGUCGGACGACACAAAUACAAAAUCAAUGAACCAGACAAAUACAACUCCGAAAUCGCGAACCGCCAGGUCCACCAAGCGCCCGUUAGCUCCGGACCAGGAUUCGCGGGGAACCAAUGAUCCGAGCAAGACCGCGCGAUUAAAAGUUGAACUUCCUCCGGCAACCAAACCACCUGAUUUGCCGCCAACAUUCGCCGCGAAACCGAUCGCUCCUCGACCGCCAGUCAGUACGAUAUCUACUUCUCAGAGUCCGAUCCAGCACCCGCUGAAACCACACGCAACACUUCAGAGCAAACCGCAACAAGACUCAGUGCUUACCAGUCGUCGAUGUUCCUGUUCCAGGUCGUUUUGCUUAAAGUUGUAUUGCGAGUGUUUUGCGGCUGGUGUCUUCUGUUCCGACUGCAGUUGUGUUGCACAUUCCUUAGAAAAUGCAACUGUUCAUGCUCGCGGGUGUAAUUGUAAGCGGUCUGGUUGUCUGAAAAACUAUUGUGAAUGUUACGAGGCGCGCGUUCGCUGUACAUCCCGAUGUCGUUGUCAAUAUUGUUACAACAUGCCUACUGCAUCUUCAAUCGGACACAGUCAUCAGAUGCCUAUCUCAAUAGAUCUUUCGGCUACCUCUUCCCUACAAGAGGAACCGUUGUUCCUUCACAGUCCGUCAAGUUCGCCUAAUUCAUCCUCUUCAACCGUCUUACUGAAAGUACAUCAUUCACAAGAACCGGGUGGCAACGACACCACACUCCUUCAAUCGAACGCCGAAAUCAGUCAAUCUAUGGACUGUGAAUCAAGUUCUGUCCAAGGAUCGCACAGAAGCUCGUCUUCCUCUGUGAUCUCAGAGAAUUCCUGUCAGGAUAAACCGAAGGACGUCCAUGUACCGGUCACAUCAGCUGGCACCGCCGCAAUCCCCGAUCAGCAACCCGUGCCACGAGAGUUGACUAUAUUGACUGGAAUGAACCAUCCCAUUAAUCCACCCAUCAUUGGAAACUUCUUACCCUCCUCCAAAACUGUAAUUGGACUUCCCGCAGCCAUCGCUGCCUCGAAUCUCAUAGCAACAUGGUUGGCCCUGUUAUCUAAUGCAACCUCAGCAGCAGGCUGUUCUACUAAUCCUGUGGACCACAACUUCCCAAAUCAAACACAUGUGCAUCCCGUUGCAGUCGAUCCUGAUCCAGACGCUGGGGUCGCUCAUUUGCAGUCAGAUUCGAUGGAGCAGUAUACCACCGAGGAGCUAGCCGCCUUCGAUCGAAUUAUCAAGCAACGUGAACAAGUGCCGGAUGGCAAUCGACCCUCGAGCGAGGAAGGCUCUCAUAAGCUAGAUUCCGAUACCUAUGUGCGUUCCAUACCUCCCGGUUGCGAAUCUACAGAAGUUAAAGAGGAAUGUUCAACAGAACGGAACGACCAGUCACUCUAUUCUCGAUUGUGCCCCGGUGAAAUCGAACUGUCUGAAACCUUACCCAGUGGAGGAAGCGCCGAUGUUGCAACCAAAAAAGUCAACUCCGAUGUUUCCCCAUCUGAAAUGCUGGCUUCUGAAGUGGCUCGUCUUAAAAGGCAAGUAAAACAACUCACACGAACAGUUCGAAAACAGGGACAGAUGAUCCGCCAACUACAGUCUAGCUCCCCGAAUGUGCUGCACACAAAUGUGGUUAAUAAUAAAGCUGACACUUGAACAUACUGGAAGUUGAUUGAGCGAUCCCGCGCACACAUGUAAAAAAACUUUCUCCCGCUUUUUAAUGCCUAUUCCAAAUGACCCGCUUUUGCUCUGACGUUCAGUUUGGAUUGGGGCAUCGCCAUGUGCCUGUUUAAAGUGCCUUAUUUUAAAGAAGUGCAACUCGGACGCCGAACAUUGUUGCAUCUUAUCCGAGUACUGCCAGCUUCCCAGGUUCGGAAAACCCAGGCUCAUUGCACCAACCGAUCGAUCGGACCCCGUCUUUCUACAACACCGUUCCUCCUUGGAGCUUUUCCAAAACGCGAAUCGUUGUGUUUUCUUUUGUGCAAAACCCACGCCCAACACACUGUUUUGUUACUCUCUUACUUUGUCCCCCGGUCGUUUUUUUCACCCGUUUUCUUCGACUUAAGAUGUGCAAAC